GUUACUGUCAAAAUGGCAACCGACGUAGGUGAAAGGAAAAUCAGUGACUAUUUAAAAACGAUGCUUUUUCCUGCUAAUUCAUUCUUAACGGAAAAGUUGCACCGGUCCAAUUAGAAACAUGUCUUUCCUGAAUUUGGUAUUUGUGAAUUUUCUAGACGGGCAUGUUGGAAUAAAAUGGCAAUUUUUAGUAAGAUAUUGAGUAGUGUUUCCUAUCCCAAAAUGUUUAUAAUCGGGGAAAUAUUUCCUCCUGUUGGAACUCUGACUAUAAUAGGUACUGUGGUACUCUGCUUUUUGAGUUUCUAUUUAUUUAAAUGGAUAGGAGGUGAAAGUACUGUACGGAUAAGGGAUUAUGUGAAAAAUCAUAGUUGGACACCUGUUACGGUAACAUCCAGGUCGUGGUAUUGUUCAAUUUGUGAAUCUCUAUUGCUGAAUGGAAUUGGAGUAUAUUGUGAUUGCUGUGGAGUAUGUGCUGAUUCAGAAUGUAUAAAGACAGCCAAUUUGAAGUUGCAAUGUAAAAUUGUCACAAGUAAUAAUGAAACUCACUCACAUCAUUGGAUUAAAGGAAAUUUGCCCUUGGGUGCUACAUGUUACAUCUGCAAUGAGGACUGUUCAAUGGAACCUGGUCUCGUUGACUAUCAAUGCUGUUGGUGUCAGAGAUCAGUACAUACAAACUGUAAUAAUCAGCUAGAGGAGGAAUGUGACUUUGGUCGAUUCAAAAACCAUAUUGUUCCCCCGUGGAGCGUACAAGUAGCUAGGAGAAAAGGUGCCAUCCAAAAACAUUUACUUUUAAGAGGUGUGAGAGAUCCAGGUUGGAAGAAUUGGAAGCCUCUAAUUGUAAUUGCCAAUAAGAAGGCAGGUAAUAAUGAUGGUGCGAUAGUAUUGUCAGAGUUCAGAAAAUUUUUGAAUCCAGUGCAAGUAAUAGAUCUGAGUGAAAGGAAACCAGCAGCUGCUUUACAGUGGUGUGUUUUGAUGGCCCCCAAACAAUUGAGAAUUCUAGUGGCAGGUGGAGAUGGUACUAUUAAUUGGGUUCUUACGACAUCUCACAAGUUGGACUUGGAUCCUGAGCCUUUAUUAUCCAUUAUACCAUUGGGUACGGGCAACGAUCUGUCCAGAGUAUUGGGUUGGGGAUCGCAAAACGCUUCCGAAUUAGAUGUGGACAAACUUUUGAGAUACAUAGAGACAGCGACUCCAUCUAAACUGGAUAGAUGGAAAAUAGAAGCAAUGUCACACAGGCAUUUGGGCUUGAGGAUUCCAACUAACACCUUGUACAUGUAUAAUUACUUCAGCAUCGGUGUCGAUGCUCAAGUAUGCCUAAAUUUUCAUAGAACCAGAGAUUCGGCCUACUAUCUUUUCGGUAACAGAAUAUUCAAUAAGUUAUUAUACUUAUGUUUUGGUACUCAACAAGUGGUAACAUCUGAUUGCAAGAAUCUGGAACAAAGGUUAGAUUUGUAUAUCGAUGGCAAACUUGUAGAGUUACCAGAGUUGGAAUCCAUUGUCAUUCUCAACAUACCAUCGUGGGGAGCCGGUGUUAACCUUUGGAAUCUUUCUAGUGUGUCUUCCGGGUAUCGUCAUCAAUCUUUCAAAGAUGGUUUAUUAGAAGUGUUAGGUAUUUUCUCUUCAUUCCAUGUUGCCCAAUUACAAAUGGGUCUCUCUAGUCCAGUAAGGUUAGGUCAAGGAAAAACGGUGGAGGUGAAAUUGAAAAAGAAGGCCCCAGUGCAAGUGGAUGGUGAACCGUGGGAGCAAAAUCCUUCUUCUAUAAAAGUAACUUUCGCUAAUCACUGUCCAGUACUCAUUAAUCACCCUGAUUGAUAGAUUGAUCGUUGAAAAGAACCAAUUUGAAUUUGUGCCAAAUUUUGAUAAGGUCAUGUGGUGACAAUUGAGGCGUAAGAUAUUAUUUGAUAUCUGCAUUCAGUAAGAUACAGAGUGAGCUCUCAAAUUAUAAUAAUGGAAUUUUCCCCUUUAAACUACAUUUGAAACUUCAAUUUUAUGAAAUUUUGCACCUAACUGGGAAUUUGUGAUUUUCUGUUUUGCCUCAGUAUUAUAUUUCACUAUGCAUUUUUUAUUACUUUAAUAUUUUCUUAAUUGAACUAUUUUCUGGAAUUAAUUACAUACAGUUCAGUUUGUUUCAACAGUAUUUUGAAGUAUGUACAUUUUUAUAGUAUGAUUAUUUUUUGAAAUAUUAAUAAGUUGUAUGUUAUCGAAUGUUGAAAUUCUUUGGAAGUUUAUAUCAUUGUUGUUCUUGUAGUGCACAUAUCUCUUCAUGUAUUCUCUUUAUGAUACAGAAUAUAUCUAAUGAACAAAAGUCAACAUGAGAAAAAUGAACUUUUCAUUUGAAUUUAUCAUGAUCACAUUGUAUUUGUAAAAGAGAUUAUAUUAUAUCGAAUAUAUUGUGGAAUAAAAUUUACUGUUCAUGAA
Molecule: messenger RNA, 2415 nt
Organism: Harmonia axyridis
Lineage: Eukaryota; Metazoa; Arthropoda; Insecta; Coleoptera; Coccinellidae
Gene: Dgkepsilon
Product: diacylglycerol kinase epsilon
Exons: 9
Coding region: 175-1809 (544 amino acids)
Molecular function (GO): ATP-dependent diacylglycerol kinase activity
Source: RefSeq, a predicted model, not a curated record